This is a messenger RNA of Cyphellophora europaea CBS 101466, 1848 nucleotides long. Its product is annotated as dihydroxy-acid dehydratase. Gene Ontology annotation, molecular function: dihydroxy-acid dehydratase activity. Gene Ontology annotation, cellular component: mitochondrion. Gene Ontology annotation, biological process: branched-chain amino acid biosynthetic process. Bases 1 to 1848 code for a protein of 615 amino acids. Lineage: Eukaryota; Fungi; Ascomycota; Eurotiomycetes; Chaetothyriales; Cyphellophoraceae. The transcript is spliced from 2 exons. The record is from RefSeq and is a predicted model, not a curated record.
AUGGUCGAGGUUGACAGGAUCGAGGCCAAGGAUGCCCCAAAUGUCACCGACGACAAUCCCAGCGCCACCCGCUAUCUCGACUUCCCGCGCUCGAAUGAGGUCAAUGGCACUGAUGGCAAGCCCAUGCUGAACCGCUACUCAACCUACAUCACGCGCGAGCAUGAUUUCCCCGGCGCUCAGGCUAUGCUGUUCGCCGCUGGCAUUCCCGACCGCCGCGCUAUGCAGAACUCCCCGCAUGUCGGCAUCGCUUCGGUCUGGUGGGAGGGCAAUCCCUGCAACAUGCACCUCUUGGAUUUGGGCAAGGAGGUCAAAAAGAAUGUCGAGAAGCAAGGCAUGCUGGCCUGGCAGUAUAAUACUGUGGGCGUGUCCGACGCCAUCACCAUGGGUAAUCAGGGCAUGCGAUUUUCGCUGCAGACGCGUGAGAUCAUUGCGGAUUCCGUCGAGACGGUGACGUGCGCGCAGGCGCACGACGCCAACAUCACGAUCCCGGGAUGCGACAAGAACAUGCCGGGAUGCAUCAUGGGCAUGACCAGACACAACCGGCCGAGUAUCAUGGUGUACGGAGGCACGAUCGACAAGGGUUACAGUAAGUUACUGCGGAAGCCGGUCAAUGUCGCGACGUGCUACGAGGCGUUUGGCGCCUACAGCUACAAUAAUCUGCGGCAGCCCGAUGACGGUGGCGAGACUGGCGCGAGCCAGAACGAGAUCAUGGAGGAUCUGGAAAUGCACGCCUGUCCAAGCUCGGGUGCCUGUGGCGGCAUGUACACGGCCAACAGUAUGGCAACGGCGAUUGAAUCCAUGGGCUUGAGUCUGCCGGGAAGCAGCAGCACGCCCGCCAGCAGUCCGGCCAAGAUGCGAGAGUGUGCCAAAGUGGCCGAGGCGAUUCGAGUUUGUCUGGAGAAGGACAUCAAGCCUAGGGAUCUACUGACGACGAGGAGUUUCGAAAACGCGUUGGUGAUGCUCAUGGCCUUGGGUGGCAGCACCAAUGCCGUGCUUCACCUGCUGGCCAUGGCCAACACGGCGGACGUGAAGCUGAGCCUGGAUGACUUCCAAAGAGUCAGCAACAAGAUCCCAUUCCUCGCGGAUAUGGCACCAUCCGGGAGAUAUCUCAUGGCAGAUCUGUACGAGAUUGGUGGGAUACCCAGCGUGCAGAAAUUCCUGAUCCAUGCGAAGCUGCUGGAUGGUGGCAUCCCGACCGUGACGGGCAAGACGCUGGCGGAGAACGUGGAGAGCUGGCCAAGUCUGCCGCCUGACCAGAAGAUUGUGAGGGCGCUGGAGAACCCAAUCAAGUCUUCGGGCCACAUUCAGAUUCUGAAGGGCAACUUUGCGCCGCAGGGCGCGGUGGCGAAGAUCACGGGCAAGGAGGGCCUGCGUUUCGAGGGCAAGGCCAGGUGCUUUGACAAGGAGUACAUGCUCAACGAGGCGCUGAACCGCGGGGAGAUACCCAAAGGGGAGAACUUGGUGCUGAUAGUGAGGUACGAGGGCCCCAAGGGUGGGCCGGGCAUGCCGGAGCAGCUAAAGGCCAGUGCGGCCAUCAUGGGAGCAGGCUUGAAGAAUAUCGCUCUGGUCACGGACGGGAGGUACUCCGGGGCGAGCCAUGGGUUCAUUGUGGGACAUGUGUGUCCCGAGGCCGCGGUGGGAGGGCCGAUCGGACUGGUCCAAGAUGGGGACGUCGUGGUCAUCGAUGCGGAGAAGAACGAGAUCAGUGUCAACGUGUCGGAGGCGGAGUUCGAGAGCAGGCGGAAGCAGUGGAAGCCUAAAGCCAAGGGGGUCACCAGGGGAGUGUUGGCCAAGUACGAGAGGCUGGUUGGAGAUGCCAGUCAUGGCGCGGUCACGGACCUGUGGUAA